Scophthalmus maximus (turbot) is the source of this 1846-nucleotide messenger RNA. It is a transcript of the gene nedd8, whose product is annotated as NEDD8 ubiquitin like modifier. The record is from RefSeq and is a predicted model, not a curated record. The transcript is spliced from 4 exons. The coding region runs from base 272 to 550 and encodes 92 amino acids. Lineage: Eukaryota; Metazoa; Chordata; Actinopteri; Pleuronectiformes; Scophthalmidae. Gene Ontology annotation, cellular component: cytoplasm; nucleus. Gene Ontology annotation, biological process: modification-dependent protein catabolic process; regulation of proteolysis; protein neddylation. Gene Ontology annotation, molecular function: protein tag activity; ubiquitin protein ligase binding.
UUGUGUGCAAUUUUUUUUUUUACCACCGGUAAAUGAAGCAGGUCUUGACAACAGCCGAAGCGGAACCUUUGGCAUAUAGAAAAAAAGGGAGGCGGAAGGAUUCACCGAGAAACACAGGAAACACCCAUUGAAAAAAAGAUUUUUUUGGAAGCGAGUUUCUUCAACAACAACAAAAAAAACCCCCGUAUAAACAUUAUAUUUCGAACCCGCACAGGGUCAAAUCAUCGAUUCGGGCUACUUCCGCGAAUUGUACUGAAACGAGUGAACAAAGAUGCUGAUAAAAGUCAAGACGCUCACGGGAAAGGAGAUAGAGAUUGACAUCGAGCCCACAGAUAAGGUGGAGCGGAUUAAAGAGAGGGUGGAGGAGAAGGAGGGGAUUCCUCCACAGCAACAGAGGUUGAUCUACAGCGGCAAACAGAUGAACGACGAGAAAACGGCGGCAGACUACAAAAUCCAGGGAGGCUCCGUUCUCCAUUUGGUACUCGCUCUGCGAGGAGGAGGUCGAGCACUCCGCUCGCCCAGAGGCCCCUGCUCCAAGCCUGCGUUGUAGCCAUCUCUUCAAAAAUAAUGCCUUAGCUUUCUUACAAUGCCUUCACUGAGAGGACACACCGAAGACACGUAUAGCCAACGGUUGCGGACUCACCUGGCAGCACUGUAGGCAAGCCAGUGCCAUUUCGUAUAGAGUUAGAUCAGGUCGAGUUUCGUGGCAGCCUCUUCCCUCCGGUUAAAAAUGUGUUGGCGGCAAACAUUUCACCCACUGUUAUAGCGAGACACUCCACGUUAAAGCUAGGCUGGCAGAAAAGGAAAGGUCAUUUUCAGAAUCAAACGUCCCGCGGGCUAUAAAUUAACAACCCAGAGCUUAUUUGGCUGUUAUGGAGAGCGUACAUUUUUGUGUUUAUUUCUGAAAAUUCUAAGCAGGCAAGGCUGAGUUUCCCCAAAGCAUUUCAGCAAAGAUAUUAUUAUUAUUAUAUUAUUUUUUUUCCCACUCAUGUAAUAUGAAUUUGAGAUAACAGGAGCAUUAAGAGGCUUUAGGGAAACCUAUUUUUGUGUUGCGGUCUUUGUCUUCCGAGUGUGACACAAACAAAUUUUACUUGUCCUGCUUCAUAAAUGUUUCAUUCUGUUCUCUACAGAUUGCCCCCAACUCACGUAGUCUAAUAAUCUAAAGCCACUGUAUCAUCUCAGUGACCUUUUUUGAAGGAUCGUGUUUAAAAGAAUAGUUUGACAUUUUGAGAAAUACACAUAUUUACCAUGCGCCGGGGAGAAAUCCUUUCAUGCAACUCUGAAGUUUACAGAUUAACACGUUCGUUCUUGUUUGCAACCAGUCGUAACCUUUCUUCUUUUUUUCUUUUUUCUUUUUGGUAUAGGAUCCAACAAGCAGGAUGUGUUAAUUAGUGAGUUUUACAGAUGCUGACAGUAGAAUUUCGUUACCUCGCAGUAGGAGUGUAGCGAUUCUGAACCCUAGACAGAAUGCGUGAUGUCAAACUAUUCUUAUGGGGGAAAACAAGAAGUUAAAGGACGGCCACUUUCUGUAAAUCCUGUACCACACACAUUCAUAAUUAGAUUGAGCAUGUCUACUCGUGCAGGAUAUAAUGCUUUCUACAAUUUCAUGUGCAUAUUUAGUUUGUUUUGGCACUUGAUGGCAUACUUUUACUUUUGCAAGAAGGCAAGGAGUGUGCCAUACCGGUCCUGCCUGACAGUGGCUUCAGUUUGUAUGUUCAGAAAAGCGAUGUUUAACUUUUGGGAUUGCUCUGUUUGCUCCUACCCUCAGUGUGUACAGAAUUGUGUUGAACUGGCCGAAGCUAUGGAUUAGGUUGUGAGUAGAAUAAAAUGAUGUUAAUGCUAAAAA